UUGUUUAAUUAAAUAACAUUUAUAUAUAGGCAAACGACAAGGAUAGUCUAUUAAUAAGGCGGUAGACUCAAACAGAAGAUUUUAUUCACUCAUGACAAUGAAGACCCCUAAGGCCACACCGCAAAACGCAGCUCCGGAGGAAUGUGGUGUUUGGCUGGACACUGUGCAACUAAAAGAAAAAAAUAAACGGAAACGUCCUGCUCGCCCUAUUUCUAAACAGCUGAAUCCCUUAGCUGAGGGUGGAGGGUACAGUUUUGCUGUCGCCCUCAACUUCACUCAAACCAAAAUGGAAAUGCCAAAGACCAAACAAAGCUCUAUAUCAACUUUCUUCACAUCUCAUCGAAGAGUUCUCAACAAGAUGUCUUCCUCUGAAGUACCAAGCCUGCAUCCACUUGAGCCUCUUUUAUCAUCUACCUCAUCUGCAAUCACAACCAUGGUAUCUGUGAGAAAACGAAGGCGUGAUAUAUGUCUUAAAAAGUCUGACUUGUAUGACACGGAGUCUGGAGUGGGCAAUUGGCAAUCUGAAAAAAAUGUGACUGAGAUGGAUGCAACCUUGUGGCAGAAAAAAGCAGAGCACUACUCUGAAUCUGAAGAAGAUCUGUCUGAAGAGUGUAAACCACCUCAGAGCAAGAGGAGGCUCACUGAGAACUCCCUAUUGCCAAACAACAAACAGGAAUGGAGUCAGGACCUACUGUUCACCUGUAGCCAGAACUCUGAAACUGAAUUUUACCUCCCUGAUCAGAAAUCCUCCACAUCAAAGAACUGUAGCAGUUAUGAGCCAGGUUUUCUUGACAGUCUACAGAGUGAAGAAACUUUUGGAAAUCUGAUUGAUGUAACAAGGAGGACCUCAACUCAAAAACUCAUUAAAAACCCAUCAUCCUCUCAGCUAGAUGAUGACAAAGAAAACAGCAGGUCACUGUCUUUUAGUUCCAUGAGUAAGCGCUCUUCUUCAUCUAAUCUUGAAUCCUUGUCAGAUCACAAAUGGACAGAACCAAAAGGCACUUCACCACAAAAACAUGCUUCUCAGCUGUGGAAUAAGACUGAAAAAGACGAAUGCUUUGAAACAAUGUGGACCAAACGGAUCAGCUCUCCUUUUAAGAAACCACUGAAACAAAUCAGGGAGGUUGAUGGGGACAGUUUGGCCACUUUGUUCACUCAGGACUCGGAGGGUUUCAGGGUGAUAGCACAUCGAGGUCUGCAAACCAGGAGCCCACUCAAAGAUCAGAGUAAUCUAAGCACUGAGAUAGUGAGGACAAAUGUUUACACGUGUGUAACGGAAGAUGAGGAUGAAAUGCUUUUUACUCAAGAUUCUCAGGGAAACAUGGUGAUCAAACACUGAAACAUAUUGCAGAUGUCCUCUUUGGUGGAUUUAAUCCAGCAGAUAUGGAUUUUGGAGCUUCAGAAAGUUGAAACGUAGACUGUCAUCCUGACUGUUUUUCUUUCCUCCUCUGAUUUUUUUCCUACCUUGUUUUAGCUGUAGAUCUUUUGUAUACUCCUGGAAAUUUUCAUCUGUCUGCCUCACAUGCUACAGAUUAAUUUUGUUAUAACAUGUUAUACCCUGUUAUUUUCUUAUGCAAAAUUAAACUAACAAACAAGAAUGGAAACUUUUUGCUUUAUUUAAAAAAAAAAACAACAUAAUAUUACACAAGUUUCUGAUGUAAAUGCAUUUCAGUGUUGUAAAUUCUUCUCUGCCCAACGUUGAUGUCAUGCUACAUUUUGGAACAAAAUACAGUGAUAUACAAAGACAUAGGGGGUUCUCAA
Molecule: messenger RNA, 1761 nt
Organism: Melanotaenia boesemani (Boeseman's rainbowfish)
Lineage: Eukaryota; Metazoa; Chordata; Actinopteri; Atheriniformes; Melanotaeniidae
Product: aurora kinase A and ninein-interacting protein
Exons: 4
Coding region: 92-1339 (415 amino acids)
Biological process (GO): spindle organization
Cellular component (GO): centrosome; spindle pole
Source: RefSeq, a predicted model, not a curated record